AUGCUUAAAGUAUGGUUAGAACAUGAAGAUUUCAAGAGACUAAUUCAAGAAGUAUGGGCUACAAAAGUUAUAGGAAAUCCAAUGUUUGUUUUUAUGCAGAAGUUAAAGAUAAUGAAGAUAAGAAUUAAGGAUUUGAACUGGCAUGUUUUUGGUGAUGUUAGAGUAAAAUUGGCAAAGGCAGAGGAGGAGAUUUUAAAUGCAACUACAAUAUCAGACCAGAAUCCUAGUGAUACUAUAUUAUUAAAUAAUUUGGUUGUGGCAAGAGGGAAACAAGAAAUACUCAAUCAACAACUUCACUCCAUUUUACAACAAAAAUCUAGGGAGAAGUGGUUUAAAUAUGGUGCUGCUAAUACAAGUUUCUUCCAUACUUCAAUAAAGAUAAGACAAGCUGCAAAUGUCAUAACUGAGUUGGAGAAUGAUAAUGGCCUAAUAGUUACAGAUCAACAUCAAGUUGCUCAUUUUCUAGAACAACAUUUUGAAGAGAAGCUUAAGUUUAAAAAUGUGACUUUUCUUGAUGGGAUUUUUGAUGCGAUACCUGAAGUAGCCACUUUAGAAGAUAAUAAGAUGCUAGAUGGUGUUCCCUCAAUUCAAGAAAUAAAAGAUGAUGUUUUUUCACUUAAUGCAGAUAGUGCUCCUGGGCCAGAUGGUUUUCCAAGGUUUUUUUAUACAUUUGCUUGGGAGAUAAUUGGUGAAGAUUUAAUCAAAGACAUUCAAUACAGUUGGAGAAAAGGUUUUAUACCAAGAGGACUACACUCUAAUUUCUUAUUUCUGUUGCCAAAGGUAAAAUGUGCUAGAAGACCAAAUUAG
Molecule: messenger RNA, 807 nt
Organism: Papaver somniferum (opium poppy)
Lineage: Eukaryota; Viridiplantae; Streptophyta; Magnoliopsida; Ranunculales; Papaveraceae
Exons: 1
Coding region: 1-807 (268 amino acids)
Source: RefSeq, a predicted model, not a curated record